UCUGCCCCAGCAUUUUUCCAGCAGUAUUAGCCAGAUGCAGCGGGACUCUAUAGUUUUUCACCAUGGUGACUUGGUUGACUGGCCACGGCGUGAGACUGACUGUUUGCAGGAAGGUCAUUAACCAACGUAAAGCCUGUGUCUAUUUUGGUGCAGAUCAAUAUUUCAAGCAACACAAACAAUGUGGUGGUAAAUGGCACAAUCCUCUCAUUAGAAAUAUUACUGAAAGACACAACUCAGGUAUUGGUUCUUAAGACGCAUCAAUUACACAGAGUAGCCCUGCUGAGUAGUAAUAGCCUUGGGUCAUGCUAGUUCUAAUGCCAUUAUUGUACCUCUGACCUUGUUUAUGGAAUCAUGGGCUCAGUAGAGUGGAGACAACACCAACACGCUUUAAUCUUAAGAAAUAUGUAAGAACAACGUAAAGUAAACAGGCGUUUGCUUGAUUUCUUUCUCUUUUUUUUUACAGGUACACGUCAUUAGUGCCAACAUGAGUAACACAACACAGAUAGAAGAUAUAAACUAGAAUAUUUUUACUCUGGGCAUAAAAAAUUAAAAAAAUAAACAUGAAACUUGUUCUUGUUCAUCUGAUGCUGCUCGGGUUCAGUUACGUCACUUCAACAUACGGGCCUCAACACAGAGCACAAAUGACGGGCGACAUUUUGCUGGGGGGACUUUUCCCCAUACACUUUGGUGUUGCCUCCAAGGAUCAAGAUCUCGCAGCCCGGCCAGAAUCCACACAGUGCGUCAGGUUCAAUUUCCGUGGAUUCCGUUGGCUCCAGGCCAUGAUUUUUGCAAUCGAUGAGAUAAACAACAGCAGCGUUCUCCUGCCCAACAUCACCCUGGGAUACAGGAUCUUUGACACAUGCAACGCUGUGUCAAAGGCCCUGGAGGCUACGCUGAGUUUUGUGGCCCAAAACAAGAUUGACUCUCUGAAUUUAGAUGAAUUCUGCAACUGCACUGAUCAUAUCCCGUCAACUAUUGCUGUGGUGGGAGCAGCUGGAUCAGCCAUCUCCACAGCGGUUGCAAACCUCCUGGGUCUUUUUUAUAUUCCUCAGAUCAGCUACGCUUCUUCUAGUCGGUUACUGAGCAACAAGAAUCAGUACAAAUCCUUCAUGAGAACCAUUCCUACAGACGAGUACCAGGCCACAGCCAUGGCAGACAUCAUCGAAUAUUUCCAGUGGAACUGGGUCAUUGCAGUGGCUUCUGACGAUGACUACGGACGACCCGGGAUUGAAAAGUUUGAGAAGGAGAUGGAAGAGCGAGACAUCUGCAUCCACCUAAAUGAGCUCAUCUCUCAGUACUUUGAGGAUCAUGAAAUCCAGGCUCUGGCUGACAGGAUUGAGAACUCCACAGCGAAAGUAAUAGUUGUGUUUGCCAGCGGUCCAGAUGUUGAGCCUCUGAUCAAAGAGAUGGCCAAAAGAAACAUCACGGAUCGAACCUGGUUGGCCAGCGAAGCAUGGGCUAGUUCCUCCCUCAUCGCCAAACCCGAGUAUCUUGAUGUUGUGGCGGGAACGAUCGGCUUCGUUCUGAAAGCAGGACACAUACCUGGCUUCAGACAGUUCUUGCAACAGGUCCAACCAAAGAAAGACAGUCAUAACGAGUUUGUCAGGGAGUUUUGGGAAGAAACUUUUAACUGUUAUCUAAAGGACAGUGUGAGGCUGCAGGAAUGUGGCAGCACCAGUCUGAGGCCUUGGUGUAGUGGUGAGGAAGACAUCACGAGCGUGGAGACGCCUUAUCUGGACUACACCCACCUCCGUAUCUCCUACAAUGUAUAUGUCGCAGUUUACUCCAUCGCACAUGCCCUGCAGGACAUACUCACCUGCAAACCUGGACAUGGGCUUUUUGCCAACAAUUCCUGUGCAGAUAUAAAGAAAAUGGAAGCAUGGCAGGUCUUGAAGCAGCUCAGACAUUUAAACUACACCAACACUAUUGGGGAAAGGAUGCACUUUGGGGAGAACGCAGACAUGGCGGCAAGCUACACCAUCAUAAACUGGCACAGAUCGGGGGAACACGGCUCUGUGGUGUUUGAGGAGGUCGGACACUACAAAGUGCAGGCCAAGAGAGGAGGCAAGCUGUCCAUCGACAGGACCAAGAUUCUGUGGAACGGCUACAGUUCAGAGGCGAGUCGACCUGUUUCGUGGAGGUUGCUCCCAUUGGUUCUUGGUGUGCCGUUCUCUAACUGCAGUGAGGACUGUGAACCUGGUACAAGGAAGGGCAUCAUAGACAGCAUGCCCACAUGCUGCUUUGAAUGCACAGAGUGCUCAGACGGAGAGUACAGUAACCACAGAGAUGCCAGCGUUUGCACCAAGUGUCCAAAUAACUCCUGGUCCAAUGGGAACCACACGUUCUGCUUCCUGAAGGAAAUUGAGUUCCUGUCCUGGACGGAGCCGUUUGGGAUAGCUCUGACCAUAUGUGCUGUGCUGGGCGUGGUCUUGACAGCCUUUGUGAUGGGAGUCUUUGUGAAGUUUUGCAACACCCCAAUAGUGAAGGCCUCAAACAGAGAACUGUCCUAUGCGCUCCUGUUUUCGCUGAUCUGUUGCUUCUCCAGCUCUCUCAUCUUCAUCGGGGAGCCGCGGGACUGGACGUGCCGCCUACGCCAGCCUGCCUUUGGGAUCAGCUUCGUCCUCUGCAUCUCCUGCAUCCUUGUGAAAACGAAUAGGGUGCUUUUGGUAUUCGAGGCCAAGAUCCCCACGAGUCUCCACCGUAAGUGGUGGGGACUGAACCUGCAGUUCAUGCUGGUGUUCCUCUUCACGUUUGUCCAGGUCAUGAUAUGUGUGGUGUGGCUUUACAACGCUCCCCCCUCCAGCUACAGGAACCAUGACAUUGAUGAAAUCAUUUUUAUCACCUGCAAUGAGGGCUCUGUGAUGGCUCUCGGGUUUCUUAUUGGCUAUACUUGCCUGCUGGCAGCUAUUUGUUUCUUCUUUGCGUUUAAAUCACGGAAACUCCCAGAAAAUUUCACAGAAGCCAAGUUCAUCACUUUCAGUAUGCUCAUAUUCUUUAUAGUUUGGAUCUCUUUUAUCCCUGCCUACUUCAGUACCUAUGGCAAGUUCGUUUCAGCUGUAGAGGUCAUUGCUAUAUUGGCAUCUAGCUUCGGAAUGCUGGCCUGUAUCUUCUUCAACAAAGUCUACAUCAUCCUUUUCAAACCCUCCAGAAACACCAUUGAGGAAGUCAGAUGCAGUACUGCAGCCCACGCGUUUAAAGUAGCUGCAAAAGCUACACUGAAACAUAGCACGGCUUCCCGGAAGAAAUCCAACAGCAUUGGUGAAUCUUGUGCCUCAACUCCAUCCUCUUCCAUCGACCUCAAGGCCAAUGGCAAUGACUGUGACCCAACUUCAGGGAGGCAUAUGCCACGGGUGAGCUUUGGCAGCGGGACAGUUACCCUGUCGCUAAGCUUUGAGGAGUCUAGGAGGAGUUCUCUGAUGUAAUAGUUUGUGAUAUAUGUGGAUGUGUUAAACUUCAGCUUCACUCAUUCCAUAAACAGGGUGAAUACUGGUCUUUAUUUGAAAAAGCAAAUGCUGGUAGGCCUUAUCAUCUUUCCAAAUGCUCAGCUCUUUGUCAGACAGAUGAUGUUUUACUUGAGGAAAACCGUAUUAGAAAACCAGUAAUACUGUUCUGUACCUAAAUCCCGAUUCUUGUUAUUUUCAGCAAGGCCCUGAUGUAUAGUACACUAAAGCUAAAUAAAGGUUUUUGUACAAUCCGAAAU
Molecule: messenger RNA, 3700 nt
Organism: Betta splendens (Siamese fighting fish)
Lineage: Eukaryota; Metazoa; Chordata; Actinopteri; Anabantiformes; Osphronemidae
Gene: casr
Product: calcium-sensing receptor
Exons: 6
Coding region: 561-3422 (953 amino acids)
Biological process (GO): regulation of calcium ion transport; detection of calcium ion; intracellular calcium ion homeostasis
Cellular component (GO): membrane
Molecular function (GO): calcium ion binding; G protein-coupled receptor activity
Source: RefSeq, a predicted model, not a curated record